AUGUGUAUACCGACUACCGCCUCGUCGCUGACCGGAACGGCUCUCGCAUCGGACAGCAUACCCGACUGCGUGCCAUCCGACGACUUGUCCCAAGCGGCCUACAAGUACGCGAGCCAACUUCUCCACCCGGCCAUUCUCAACCACAGCAUUCGCGUCUUCCUGUACGCAAAGGAAGUCGCCGUUCGCGAAGCCAGCGAGUGGAGCAAGAUAGACCGCCUGCCCCUGCUGUUCACUGCAAGUAUCAUGCACGAUGUAGGAACCACGGAUGCGCACAACGGCGCACAACGCUUCGAAGUGGAAGGCGCGGAUGCAGCUGUCGCAGUGAUGCGAGACUCAGGCACGAAUGCGUCGGAGCAGGACAUGCACGAUGUCUGGGUGGCGAUCGCGAUCCACACAUCGCCGGGCAUCGCGGAGAGAAUCAGUCCAUUGGCGAGACUUGUGCGGAUCGGCGUGUCGGUGGACUUCAAGCGGUCUCCUCAUCUCGAGGGAUUGUCGAGUGUGGUUCAGGAGACCGAGGGCACAUUCCCACGCGCCGAGAUUGAGAAGGUGCUGGGCGAUGCUGUUGUUGAGCAGGCUAUGCGGCAACCUGCGAAGGCGCCUGCUGCGAGUUGGCCUGGUAUCAUGCUCAGAAGCGCGAAGGAGAAUCCUGGGUGGACGGGGGUGAAUCAAGCAUUCUGA
Neohortaea acidophila is the source of this 678-nucleotide messenger RNA. RefSeq lists its product as uncharacterized. The record is from RefSeq and is a predicted model, not a curated record. The coding region runs from base 1 to 678 and encodes 225 amino acids. The transcript has a single exon. NCBI's taxonomy places the organism in Eukaryota, Fungi, Ascomycota, Dothideomycetes, Mycosphaerellales, Teratosphaeriaceae.